AGAGAACGCAAAUGAACCAUGAAGGAGGAAAUCGAACCGGGUCAAGAUUCUAUAUGAUUAGUGUCAAAAGUGACAACCUUGUUCUUUAUUUGAUUGGUGUUUUAUUUCUCGUGAAAGUUUGAAAUGGUGCUGGUAUUGGCAUUGGGGGAUCUUCAUGUACCCCAUAGAGCGGCUGAUCUACCUCCUAAGUUCAAAUCAAUGCUUGUUCCUGGGAAGAUUCAACACAUCAUUUGCACUGGAAAUCUCUGUAUCAAAGAAAUCCAUGACUACUUGAAGACUAUCUGCCCUGAUUUGCAUAUAGUCCGAGGGGAGUUUGAUGAAGAUGCACGAUACCCUGAGAACAAAACCUUGACUAUCGGGCAAUUCAAGCUGGGAUUGUGCCACGGCCACCAGGUGAUCCCAUGGGGUGAUCUAGACUCACUCGCCAUGCUUCAGAGACAACUCGGUGUGGACAUACUUGUAACAGGCCAUACCCACCAGUUCACAGCCUACAAACAUGAAGGAGGAGUGGUGAUAAACCCGGGAUCCGCAACCGGAGCUUAUAGCAGCAUAAACCAAGAUGUUAACCCAAGCUUCGUUCUUAUGGACAUCGAUGGUUUCCGAGCUGUAGUCUAUGUCUAUGAGCUAAUCGAUGGAGAAGUUAAAGUCGACAAAAUCGAGUUCAAGAAGCCCCCUACUACCAACUCUGCUCCUUAGUUCAUUAAUAAAACCUGAAACCGUUU
Messenger RNA from Arabidopsis arenosa, 722 nucleotides. The record is from the annotation of a GenBank genome assembly. NCBI's taxonomy places the organism in Eukaryota, Viridiplantae, Streptophyta, Magnoliopsida, Brassicales, Brassicaceae.